AUGGUUUUGGGGGUCGCCGGAAUAUCAAAGAAAGCCGUACAAGAAAAAGUUAUGGCCUUGAAAUCUAGAUCAUGGAAAAUAGCUUUAAUGUCCGGAGCCGGUGCAGCUAUUCCAAUUCCAUUCGUUUCCUCCGGUAUCGACGCUUCAAUAAUUCUUGGAGAGGUUCUUUUUUACAGAAGUCAGUUUGCUCUUGAUGACUCUUCACUGAGUAAACUUGCGGAUAUUGCAAAUAUCACUUUGGAAGAAUUGAAGUCUAUUCUUGAUCUGCAGACGCCUGGGGAGUAUUUCACUUCAGCCGGUAUAAAGCAAUUCCUAGGAACAUAUGCCGCUGCCGGAGCAGCCGAAAAACUGGUUCAAUAUUCUUUACCAAUAGUUGGUACGGUGAUUGGUUGCGGUGCUUCAUAUGGUGCAACAUAUCACGUUCUGAACAACAUCUUAAAUGAGAUGACGAAAGAUGCUUUUAAAGUCCUGCAGUUUAUUGCCGAAAAAAUAAAUAAUGCAGCUGCCUAG
Molecule: messenger RNA, 510 nt
Organism: Mercenaria mercenaria
Lineage: Eukaryota; Metazoa; Mollusca; Bivalvia; Venerida; Veneridae
Product: interferon-inducible GTPase 5-like
Exons: 1
Coding region: 1-510 (169 amino acids)
Cellular component (GO): membrane
Molecular function (GO): GTP binding
Source: RefSeq, a predicted model, not a curated record